Messenger RNA from Metschnikowia bicuspidata var. bicuspidata NRRL YB-4993, 528 nucleotides. RefSeq names its product mitochondrial 54S ribosomal protein MRPL50. NCBI's taxonomy places the organism in Eukaryota, Fungi, Ascomycota, Pichiomycetes, Serinales, Metschnikowiaceae. The record is from RefSeq and is a predicted model, not a curated record. The transcript has a single exon. Gene Ontology annotation, biological process: translation. The annotation marks the transcript as partial. Gene Ontology annotation, molecular function: structural constituent of ribosome. Gene Ontology annotation, cellular component: mitochondrion; ribosome.
AUAAGGUGGGCAUCCACCAAGACAGCUGCAAAGUCUGGCAAAGUCCAUGUGCAACUAUUACAGGACUGCUUACCUUUGGGUGUCAAAGGUCAGAUCGUGAGAGUCAAGCCCGGAUAUAUGCGCAACUUUUUACACGUCGGCAAUAAGGCAUGCUAUAUAGUUGAUGGCCAAGGGCCCAGAAUACCUGUCGUGGAGAAACCUCGCCCAGCGUCUCCUGCUGAGGGCAAGAAAGUUGUUCUCAAGAAGCCUGUCAAGAAGGAAUCUGUGCCCGUCUUGUCUUUGGACGACUUGUCCAACUUGUUUACCAAUGCCAGAACGGCAAAGGCGGCUGAGGAUGCGCCAGCUCAAUCAUUUACAGCGGAACCUGCUACUUCCACAUACUCUUUGGCAGAAUUGGGCGAUAGUUUGCCAGGAACUUUCACCAUCAGUGCUCCAUCAUUUCCUAUCUCGAAAGACUUCCUUUCCGCCACUGUUUUCAACUCUACUGGUAUUGAAAUCCCCUCAUCCGCAAUUACUGUCAAGGAUAGC